GGUAGCUGCUGUCGCUGCUGUAGUCACCUGGGCAGUCCGGCAAAAAUUUGUGACCAGAAAAUCGAUUGCCGUCCUACCUUUAUCGACCUAAUACCAAAACAGUCAACAAACGUAAAAAGUAAUCAAAUUGAAGUAUUACAAAGCCUUUCAGCGAUUUCGUGUAUGGUGAAGACAUGUAUUUCAAGAAUAUGUAUGAUUACUUCUGAAAACGUGCUUUGGUGCUCAGAUUUUACAUGCUGGGCCAGCCGGAUUUAACAAAAGAUGGACUGUGAACUUACACUUGAAAUGGACUACAAGUAAAAAAUAGUAGAGAAUCGGUGUGUGUUUUGACAUUCUCAAGCUUCCGCGAGAUGAGAGAGCAGGUCAGUGCAGUUGAUCCCGUGGGGAGGGCAACUUUAAACCUGAUAACACCCUUAAUCAUAUGCAAAUCUAAUAAACCAAUGGAGAGGGCAAAAAAUGGAGCCCGAUAUUUCCGUAACCCACCACAGCCCCACAUGUGCAUUCAAGAUUUUAUUCAGGGUUCCAAUGAGCCAUGCUACAUUAAUGUAUUGUCCUGGAUUAAGAUUUCAACUCCUAGGAGGCCAGAAGAUCCAAUUCCACUAUAUGGAGGCAUGAGGAUCCCAUGUAGCAAUACAGUUCCAAUUGAAAAGAAGAAUUUUUAUAAAAGACAGCCAACCACAUUUGCUGUGAUGGCAAAUCCUGAAAUUCUGCGACUGAGCGGCAAGACUGCAAAAGACCCAAUGGAUCGUGAUGCUCUUGUGGACCUGAUGUUAGAUUUUGUCGAAGCUAUGAAUCCAGAAGUGAAAUUUAAACGUGAGUUUUCUGUCCUAAAAGACCGUGACUUGACUGGUGAACUGAAAGACAUCUGGUUGGCCAUCCAAGUAAAACGAGAGAGGGAAAAGGAAAAAACAGAAAAUGGAAAGAAAUCAGAAACAGGAGACAGAGAAAAACGUAAGGAAGGAAGGGAUGAAGAUUCAGACAAGCAGAGAAAAGUAAAAAUCAUUGAUCAAGACAAGGAGAAAGGCAAAUGCACAGAAGCAUUUCCUACAUGGUUUGCAAUGGAGCAGGAACAAACCGUAGAGAAAGGAAAUAGAGAAGGAACAGAAUUUGUAGAGCUAAAAACUUCAGCACUUCUAAGUAAUAAUAUCCACACCAAACGAGACCAAGAAAGCAAGAAGAAAUGCGUCAGUUCCUGCGAAGGCAAUGAGGAGGAGGUUAUUAUAUGUUCAUUCAAAACAGAUGUCAGGAAACUAGGAGACAUUGCAGUCAGACACAUAAACUCAAUGUGUGAUGCCUGUGAAGUUCCAGUUACCCAGUCCGGAGAUUCCAGGAGCUCCCCAACUCAUAAGCAAAAAAACAAGAUGAGGUCUUGUAAGAGUGAAUUGUUUACUCAGACAGUACAACAUUCUGAUGAGAUUAAUAAUGGAAAAGCAGAAGGGUCUGGUUCAGACAUUCCUUGUGUAAAUGAGAUUGGCAUUAUUACAAAACACACGGUGUUCAAAGAAAUAUGUCCGUCGUCUUCUGAUUCUUCAGAAGAUGAGGAGAGAGGAGAAUUCAGAUUGAACAGUUUGAAUAAGGUUAUAGACAACGAAACUGAUUCAAAACAAAUUGUUGGUUUGCUCCAGGAUGUCGGAAUGUCUGAUGUAAGUCAGAGUUUGGAUAACAUAGAUAUUGAUAUCUAUACUAAUGACAGUGCUGUAAAUGCAAAUGAAUUGAGCUCAGGUUUAGAGCCGUGCAGUUCUCAAAAGGCAGUUUGUGUGGAAGAUGCAUGUACUUAUGGAAGCACAGAUUUGAAAAGCAGUUAUGUGAAACAUUGUAAAUUCUUAUGCAUGAAAUACUCUGCUAUUAAAAAUUCGACUAACAAGCAUCAGUCAGGCAAACAAAAUGUUCAUGUAGCCAGUAAAUUUAAGGGCCCUGAAUCUUGUGAAAGCUGUCUGGCUCAUGCAGGAAGAUUUAAGGUUUUAGUUCCUAAAGAUUGAGGUUAGACAUACUACUGUAUAAUAACAUGAAACUCAACACUGGUGAUAAAUUACAAAAUACCUUUAAUUAUAAAGUCCAUUGUUAUUAUCCACAGUGCUAGAUGCAGAUUUCGUAAUUGCAGUGUAUUUAAUAUCCUGAUCUCUUUACUGUAACUAGGUAUUUUUUGUUUGUGAUGCAUAUAAGUUUUUUUUAAUUGAUGAUAAUUUUCAAGAGACUACAUUUUGAGAGUUGUGUUUGUUAUUUUAUAUACAUGUCACGCCCAAGUUUUUGAGAUUUCCUAUAUUUUUUUAUUAAUUUCCUUCUUUCUUUCUGUGAUGUUAGAAUGCAAGGAAAAGCAUUCCAUCAUAAACAGAAGGCAGAAAAUUUUGCUGAUACUGAAAUUUUUUGUUUUAAAGGCUAGUGAGUUAAAGAGAAGGUAUUGUAUGUUUUAAGGAAAUGAAAGAUCUAAUCUGGAUAGCUGAUACUCGUCCUAUAAAUCCAGCCAAGUUUUUUAAGUUUAAAAUGAUAUAUUGUUCCGGCCCUUGUGGAACAUAUGACUGCAAUGGAAACGUUGCCAUAUUUAUUACCUGAAAUAUUAGUAACUCUGCCAGACUACAUGGCACCACAUACUACAAGACUGUACUCUUCAUUCCAUUAUAUAUGCAUAUGAAGACAUUUUUUAUUUAAAAUUUCAUAUUAAGCUCCUGAUAUUAGUUCAAAGUUGUGAUAUACUUAAAAAAGUUGUAGCUUAAUUUUUUAUUGUAAAUGUGCCAUUUUUGUCUGUUUACAUUGUGUAUGAUUAAAGCAUUGAUUCAACCACG
Molecule: messenger RNA, 2780 nt
Organism: Cryptotermes secundus
Lineage: Eukaryota; Metazoa; Arthropoda; Insecta; Blattodea; Kalotermitidae
Exons: 5
Coding region: 351-1979 (542 amino acids)
Cellular component (GO): cytoplasm
Source: RefSeq, a predicted model, not a curated record